AUGUCUAAUACUACACCCCCUAAUCCCAAUAAUCCUAAUAACACCCAUACAAUCUCCAACUUGUCUGCUGGGUUGAAGUCUGUAUCGCUCACAGACCAACAGCAAAAUGAGGUGAAUCUCAAUCUCUUACAGCAGCAAUUACACAACGAAGCAACCACGCUGCAGCAAUCCAGAAUCACCCACUUCUUCCAAAACCAACCCACCGAAGGCUACACAUUGUUUUCACACAGAUCUGCUCCUAACGGUUUCAAGGUAGCUAUCAUAUUGUCGGAGUUGAACUUGCCGUUCAAUACGAUCUUUUUGGACUUCAACAACGGCGAGCAAAGAGCUCCUGAGUUUGUAACUAUAAAUCCUAAUGCCAGAGUACCUGCUCUCAUCGAUCAUUUCAAUGAAAACACAUCCAUAUGGGAAUCCGGUGCAAUAAUCUUGUACUUGGUCUCAAAGUUCUUGAAAGAAAACGGAGAAUGUCCCUUGUGGUCCGACAACUUGAUUGAACAGUCUCAGAUCUCGUCGUGGUUAUUCUUUCAGACUUCCGGACAUGCUCCUAUGAUUGGCCAAGCUUUGCAUUUCAGAUACUUUCACUCGUGUCCCGUGCCUAGUGCUGUUGAAAGAUACACCGACGAAGUGCGUAGAGUUUAUGGGGUGAUUGAGAUGGCUCUUGCUGAAAGGAGAGAGGCAUUGAUCAUGGAUUUAGACGUAGAAAACGCUGCUGCCUACAGCGCUGGUACCACACCAUUAUCGCAGUCAAGGUACUUUGACUAUCCCGUGUGGCUUGUGGGAGACCGUGCCACUGUGGCAGACUUGUCGUUUGUGCCAUGGAAUAAUGUGGUGGAUAGAAUUGGUAUCAACUUGAAGGUGGAGUUCCCUGAAGUCUACAAGUGGACGAAGUACAUGAUGAGAAGACCAGCCGUUAUCCGGGCCUUACGCGGAGACUAA
Scheffersomyces stipitis CBS 6054 is the source of this 936-nucleotide messenger RNA. RefSeq names its product Ure2p (gene URE2). Gene Ontology annotation, biological process: regulation of nitrogen utilization. Bases 1 to 936 code for a protein of 311 amino acids. Lineage: Eukaryota; Fungi; Ascomycota; Pichiomycetes; Serinales; Debaryomycetaceae. The record is from RefSeq and is a predicted model, not a curated record. Gene Ontology annotation, molecular function: transcription corepressor activity. The transcript has a single exon.